This is a messenger RNA of Heterostelium album PN500, 5943 nucleotides long. RefSeq lists its product as uncharacterized. Gene Ontology annotation, molecular function: hydrolase activity, acting on ester bonds. The coding region runs from base 1 to 5943 and encodes 1980 amino acids. The record is from RefSeq and is a predicted model, not a curated record. Lineage: Eukaryota; Evosea; Eumycetozoa; Acytosteliales; Acytosteliaceae. Gene Ontology annotation, cellular component: cytoplasm. The transcript is spliced from 13 exons.
AUGUUUAUUGGUACGAGUAGUAGUUCUAGUUCCAAUUUAAAAUUUACAAAUGGAACUUUCAAAAUUGUGCAAUUCACCGAUUUACAUUUUGGUGAAAACGAGUUCAAAGAUUCUCAAACAGUAGUUGGACAAGAUGUAAUUUUAGAUAUUGAAAAACCAAAUUUUGUUAUGUUAUCUGGUGAUAUGAUAAGUGGAUAUGGUCGUAGAUUCUUGGAUUCAACCUAUUACCAAAAGAUAUGGGAUCAAUUAACUGGUCCAAUGAGAAAAAAAAAUAUACCAUGGGCAAUUACAUUUGGAAAUCAUGAUGGUGAUGGUAUUUUCAGUAAUAAUCAACUGAUUGCUUUGGAUAUGAAAUACGAUCUAAGUGUAUCUACAGCUAGUCCGGUGAAUGUAAUUGGCAAUUCCAAUUAUGUCUUGGAGAUAUCCUCCUCGAAUUCCACGGAUUUGAACUCGUUGAUCUAUGUUUUCGAUAGUGACAAUAGACCUUGUAAUGAAUCCACUGGACCAUGGGGUUGCAUUCACCACACUCAAGUCGAGUGGUACAAGCAGACCUCGGAACGAUACAAACUGCCGGCAAUAGGAUUCGUCCAUGUUCCCCCAAUUGAAGUGUUGGAUCUCUGGAAUAACCAUAAUGUGUAUGGCGAGUUUGGAGAUAGUGGUUCGUGUUGCUACUACACGGAGGACACUCAAUUCAUUGAGGCAAUGAUUGAGCAACGUGAUAUCAAAGGUCUCUACUUUGGACACGACCAUGGCAACGACUUUCAUGGCGACUACUUUGGCAUUGAUUUGGGAUACGGGAGAAAGUCUGGCUACGGAUCAUAUCCUCCAAAGAACACAAUCGGUGCAAGAGUAAUAGAACUACAGGAAUCACCGUAUCUCAUUAACACUUGGAUCAGAAAUAUCAAAGGUGAGCGAGAAGAUCAACCAUUCCACAAACAAAAUAAUCAAGAGAGAGUACCAAGAUUUUGUUGUACAACCAAUGAUUCAAGAGAUUAUAAAAAUUGGGGAAUAUACCUUGGUAUUUGUGUUGAUGUAGUUUUAGAUGAUUGGGGUUUUCAAUUGAUUGGUAAUCGCGAUAGUAAUAUCAGUGAGACAUCGCCUUGGAAGGUAGAAUACUCCAAUUGCGACGGUAAAGAGUGUGUAGCUUUCUGUAAUAGCAAUAAGUGUGGUUCUUUGGAAGAUCAACUCAAUGGCUAUUACUAUGCGAUGUUUUCAAAUGUCGUAGAAAACUCGACACAAACAAUGUCACUCUCUCAGCAGUUUACCGUUACGCCAAUCGACAGUACAGAGUCACAGUACAUGCUCUACUACUCGUUGUCAUCGAAUACUCUAUUCCCCGACAGCUCCACAACCUUUAAUUUCAGUAUCUUGAUCAAUGGUGAUCUAGUUUCUUUCAAGAGUGAUUCGAUCUACAGUCAAGAACAUCAAUUGCCAGUUUCUCCAUUCAUCAACAACUCACCUUAUAUAUCGACAUUGGAGUUCGUAGUAACUUUUACAUCGAAUGGCAACGGUAAUAAUAAACAGGUAUUCAAUAUACUCUUGUCGGAUGUUGAUAUUAGGAGAGUUCCAGUUGAAGGAUCACCACCGCCACUACCAAGUGAUAUUUAUGUCGAUGUAAAGAGUGGUUCCGAUCUAACUGGAAAUGGUAGUAAAGCAUCGCCAUUCUCAUCGAUUGGCACUGCUCUAGAUUGGAUCCAACCUGGUCAAUCGAUAUACCUGGCGGAGGGAGUAUAUUGUGGUCAUUCAAUGAGUAGUGAUAUCGAUUUUUCAGUAACGAUCGUUGGUGUUUCCAGUGUCGCUACAAUCAUCGAUGGACAGUAUCAACUCAAGCCAUUUACAAUCACCGGUAGUAAUAUCGAAUUCUCGCUGGAGAACCUAGCAAUACGCAAUUGCUAUGCCGGUCUUUAUCAUCCAGGUGGUUCCGUUGUCUAUCUGGAUGGCGGUAACAACAGUGUUAGUUUUAACUAUGUUGAGAUCUAUGAUAAUCACGAUUUCUCGGAUAGAGGAACUAUCUAUGUUCUCGAUGGAUCAAACUCGCUGAGUCUUGCCAAUAGUCAACUUAGAAACAAUACAAACUCGCUGUCGAAACUUGUCAAUCCUUCCAUCAAUAUAAUAUCAACCAUUCUCUAUAUUUAUAAUUCAACGGUUGUUGGUGAGAUCAUCAAUGCCAACGUAGUUCCAAGCAUCCAGAUAGAAUCAUCGAAUUUCAGUAAAUCACCAACAAAAAGAGGUGAAAACACUUGUCUUUUCUCAGUGUUUAAAUCCGAUAUCACAGUUAUCAACAGUGGUUUCCAUCAAUUCGAAAAUAUGUUAUUCUGUCUUACAGAGACAACCAUCAAUUUCACCUCUACGGAAAUGAUAAACAUUACAAGUCCUGUACUUUAUAUGUCAUUGAGUAAUCUGACAUUUACCAACGGUACGAUAUUGUAUGGCGAACAUCAAAAUGGUGUCAUUUCAAUGUCAGAGUAUUCCAAUGCACUUUUCAGUCAAAUCAAAGUGAUUCCAUCGAAUUUGAAAUCGAAUCAAUCUCACGGAAUCAAGGUGUUUUAUUUGUUGGAUUCAAAUGUAAAAGUUGAACGAUCCUAUCUAAGAGUACACAAUGGAAAUUACCUAUUCUCUACGUUCGAAGGUCAACUUCAAAUCAUAAAUUCGACUGUCGACAAGUCCGAUGGCAUAAAUAUCCAGGCGACAAGAACCAGUGUUUCUUUGGUGGAUUCAAUAUUCUCCAAUAGCAGCUAUGAAUCCAAUCAGUUCGUUUUCUAUUCGAUCAAGAACGACCGAUUUGUACUGAUCAAGCGAUGUAUAUUUGACAAUAUUCAAGGUUAUAUUAGAUUGACAUCGGCCGAACUUAUCAUACUACAAACAAGAGUCAAUAGAGCUUACUCCUUGUUGGUUAGUGAUGGAGCUUCCUCAAUAAGCAUCUACGAGAGUAUCUUUACCAACUGUUCACAAGGUAUUAUAUCUUCCAAGUCACAGCUGCUCAUCUCCAACAGUAUUUUCAGGAGAAAUCAGGGUCCUCUCAUCCUUGGAAUCGGUCCAACCCAGAAUGAAAUCUACGACUCGACAUUCAUUGAGAAUCAUUCGGAGAUCGAUGGAUCCGUAUCGUAUUCCUCUGCUAACAGCAAGGUGCUCUAUACGAAUUGUUCGUUUUUCGAUAACUACGCAGAUGGCAACGGUGGAGUGAUGUCAGUGGAUACCGACACCACUCUACAGCUAACCAAUUGUCUCUUCCACAAUAAUAGUGCACUGAAGGGAGGUGGCGGCGCUAUCUACUUUGCAAAUCUAGUACCAGAGAUGGUUAAUUGUACGUUCACCGAUAACAUUGCAUUGUUUGGAUUCGAUGUAGCGUCGCAACCGAACCGACUGAUACUCUACGGUGAUUUCCCAGAGGUUUUUCAUUCGAACCAGACUCUAUUCACAGGUGUCAUCUCGAUUGGCGAUAUCCUCAAUCAAACUCUACCGUUGACACUCAAAGAGCAGACUAUCUACUUGCAGAUCGGUGGUGUUACCAUCGCAGAGUCAAAGCUAAACUAUGGAUAUGCGAAAUUCGAUUCGAUUCCACUGAUUGGUCAAGUAAACUCGAAUAGUUCAGUGUCGUUUGUCAGUAGUUUCUAUAUUAUACAACCAUUGAUUCUAGAGAAUUCAAUUAUUGCUCCAUGUCAGAGUGGUUCCUAUCCAACUUUUUCAUCUACCAUUUGCUCGAGUUGUCCCCAAGGAACUUAUGGAUUCGAUGGAAACAGUUGUGUUUCAUGUCCUGCCAAUGCCUAUUGUCCCGGUGGUGAAGAAAAAAUCAAUGUAUUCAUAAUGUUUGCCUGUAUUGCUGGAAUGAUAUUCAUUGUGUUUUGGUGUCAUCAAUCCGGAUCGAACAGUGGUUACAUGAAUAUCGUGGUGUACUUCACCCAAACCAUAAUGGUUCUCUCACAGGGUAUCAAUUUUAGUAUACUGUCAUUACUGAAUCUACAGCUUGAAAGUGGUGGAUCAUCGAUCUUCGGUACAAUCUGUCCUGGACCAUUCGAUUGGUACCAGCGGCAUUAUAUGACGUUCUAUGUUGGUCCAAUCUUGGUAUUCAUUUUAUUAUUAUAUUCAUUAUUAUUAUCUCUAUUUAAAUAUAUACAAUCAAGAUUUCAAAAACGAUUCGGAUAUUCUCGCAAAUUGGAAGAGAAAGAAGAAGAACAGUUAAAGCAAACCCAAGAGAAUGAUUCAUUAGUUGAACAAGCAACAACAACAACAAUGAUAAUACAAUCUCCAUUUAUUGCCAAUCAAUUCGGUGCAUUUAUAAGGAUCCUCUUAACAAUCUACUCACCGGUUUGUACAGCUGUAUUCUCGAUUUUCUUUUGUCAACAAUAUGGUGUUUCUCCAGAGGUUUUGGUAGCAGAUACUUCCGUUCAAUGUAAAGGUCACCAAUAUAGCACUGCCCUCAAAGUUAGUUAUGCUAUGUUGAUCUUUGUCAUUGGAAUGCCAUUGGUUAUCCUUCUACUGCUCGUGACCAACAAGACCAAGAAACAUGUAGAAAUAACCUAUGGUGUAUUCAUUCUAAAAUAUAAACCAAACUAUUACUAUUGGGAUGUGUUACUGCUAUUCAGACAGGAUUGGAUCAUCUUGGCCAGUUGUAUUGUUUUUGCAAUCUACUUUGCCUAUACUUUCUAUAAACACUACCGUACCGAGAUCAUUGAAAAACUCUCACAUUAUCUUUCAGUUGUAUCCAAUGGAAAGUAUGGUACAAGAAGAAACGAAUUGCCAGAAUCAUUAUCAUCAUCAUCAUCAUCAUCAUCAUCAUCAUCAUCAUCAUCAUCAUCAUCAUCAUCAUCAUCAUCAUCAUCAUCAUCAUCAUCAUCAUCAUACCAGACCUAUGUUUUAAAUAUUGUGUACAGGUUACAAUCUCAAGGUUAUAUGGUGGUUCCUAUAGUACGAGCGGAAACAGUGAAGAGCUUUCCUAUUGUUUCUGGAGUUCAAGUGUCAGCUUCCAACAGUUUUUCAGAUAUUUAUAUAGUCAGUUGUUUAGAGCAAAACAUCGAUAGAUGUUGUUUUGCUCUCACUUGUAAGAAACUCUUUAUAAAUAGAAAUCAUUACCUUGUAUUCAAUAGCGAUUCUCUCUACUUUGAAAAUGUAGAUAUAAAUCAUUUACAUCACUAUCAGAGAUAUACAACUAAGGUAUUCAAUUGUUUCAGAGAUCAAGUUGUAAAUACACUACUCUCUACCGAUGACUUCAAACAACAUCGAAUAUAUGAAAGAGAUGAACAAAAGAGAUUAGAUAAAUCAAUACCUUAUGAUAUAGAUGGAGAUGUUUUGAAAAUCAAUCAUAAUAUACAGAUAGAUCAUCGUUGUUUUCCACACAACUUGAGAGUUCUGGUGUUUGGUGAUGCAUUCAGUCAUGAGUUACCAAUACUCCCGUUCACUCUAGAGUCGUUGACUCUCGGGAGAUCGUUCAACAAUACAAUAAAGGUGGGUGUCUUACCAAAGUAUUUGAAGAGUUUAACAUUUGGAAUACAUUAUAAUCAACCGAUUGACAUCGAUGUCUUACCAGACAGUUUGGAAACCGUUGAAUUUGGAUUCGAUUUUGAUCAACCAUUGCUAGAGGGUGUUCUUCCAUUCUCAUUGAAAUCAUUGGUGUUUGCCGGCAAAUUCAAUCAACCGAAAGAAAACAUAUCGAUUCCAUCGUCAGUUGAAAAACUGUUGUUUGGAAAGUACUUUAAUCAACCGAUAACUUCGAUAGUGCCAAACUCUGUAAGAUACCUCAAACUAGGUGAACACUAUGAUCACCGAUUCAAAAUUGUCGACUUCCCAAACAAUCCUCUAAAGACUGUACCUUCACAUAUUGAACUGAUAUUAAUAUGUGACCAAGAGUAUUUUACCAUUCGUAGACUAGAUAAGAACUAUCUACUGAUAAUGUCAAACAAAAUAAUUGGUGGAAUUGCACACCAUUCACAACUAACAGGUUCAUGA